AUGUUCUUCAGCGAGGAUAUUCUCGUCAAGCAACGAGGAGGUGAUCUCGCGCUGCUCUGGAUCGCUGCAACAGCGACGGGAGGCACAAAGUCACGCUUGCUCAGGAAGAAAGAGAUCCUCACCUGCGCCUUGCCACAGGCAUGCCAGUCGCUCAUCACGCCACAAGAGCCAAUGGCCUUGCGCCUCAUGGCGUCACUCUUGCUCGGACUCACGCGCAUCUACGCACACCAGAUCGAGUCCCUGACACUGCAAGUCACCCAACUCAAUCUAGCUCUCAAGAGGACAAUGUUUGAAGAUCUCCAAGCGAACUUGAUCCUCAAUAACCCUACUGCACAUCCUCGUCAUCCCAAGGCUAUCAAAGGAUCUGAUCACCUCGAUAUAACAAAGUACAAAGGCCUCAAUCGAGAUCGGCUGAUCGCUCUCAACGCGAACAAGACGCCAGCGACGACUUUGCCCAAACGCUACGAACAGCCGCUCAUCGAGUACGCACUGGAGCGUGGCCUCGGUGCAGGUCCCUUUGCCAUCGAUGUGAUCACAAGCUACAACGAUCGUGCUUACGAUGCAGCGCUGCAAGAGGUUGAUGAGUCGAAUCAUACUAGCCUGUUUGAUUUGCCAUCGGACGAGCUCGUCCAGCAUCAUCACGAUAAGCUCGCGCCGGCCGCAUCCGUAUUGUACGAAGCGUCUGUUGCCUUCUCAAGCUCAUUCUCUCGCUACUCCGCAACGGCGAGCGCACAGGCAAGCUUCGAUCUUGGAGAAGAUGGAGAAGAUGGUCAAGUCUGGUAUGAACCUGAGCGAAGCCUUCUUCAGACCAAUCGAACUGCGCCGAUGUCGCGCACCUCUGCACGAAUUGAUAUCCAGCAGACUCCUUCCUCUAUCGAGCUCGGCAGAGGCCGCGAAGGCUCACUCUCGUUGUCGUUCCCGCGCGGUCAUACCAAAGCCCGAUCAUCUUCAAUCCUCGGAAGCAACACUCGCACUCAGGCUGCAUCGUUCGACUUUGAGUUCGAGUUCGAUCCCGAACAAGGUAUCCUGGGCGGCUUCAGUCCCAGACUGGAUGCCGCUCUUCGCGCUGCGGGCGACAAUCUCGGGCGUCCGCCGCAAGCUGCAGAACGCGAUGUAUCGAUCGUCGAGGGCGUGGGAGACGAGACGGGUGUCUUCAGACUCGGAACUCCUAGUGGUAGCGUACGAGGCUACGAACCAGACGAGGACCUCGGUCCUGCUAUUCCCUUUGAGGACGGUGCCUACGAAUCACCUCGUAUCUGGGAGCGCGCUUCGAGAACGCAGCCUCUCACGCCAGACCGUAGAUCUGGCUCGCCAAGCUCGAGCAAUGUGAUGAAUGGCAAACGUCACCGCAGUGAAGAUGACCUCAUGGCUUCAGACCAUGCACCCAAGAUCAAAAGAGCUCGUGCGCGUCGUCCAGUCGACUUGCUCGAUAGCGAGAUCUCUCUCGGCGAUGCUGUGCUGAACAGCACUCGUUCGAGAUACCUUACGGACAUGCAGGCUCAACGCACGUAUUCGGCUGCAAAGAAGUCGGAGCGUGACGCCAAGGAUUGUGCAGAAGCGCUCGUGAUGAUGCCGAUGGCGGGCAUGAAAGCAGUUGCACUUCAGAAUUUCCUCGUUGCUCCGUGCGACUCAGCUAUUCGUGCCCGGCUGCUCGAAGCCCGUGGUCAUUACAUUGCUCAUGUCCCUGCUAUCAAACACUCACAUCGUCAUACACACGUCGGCGCCGGGGCCGUCCGCGAAGAUGGUCAAAUCGACUACGAUGACCCGUCAUGGCUUGACCCUUUUGGCGAUCAAGGAGGCGCGCACGAUCAGCAAGCUGACUAUGAGCUCCAAGAUGAAUGGCCAGAAGUUGAAACCGGUCGUCAAGCACAAGUCGAACGUCCUCCGAGCCGCGUGCAAUCGACCAUGCCAUGGAAUCGUCUAGACGCAUCUAUCAUUGAGGAGGACUAUCCUGCACGCCCAUCGUCUGCCCUCUCGCGUCGUUUCUCACUCGAGCCAGCCGGCCGUAUGUCUCUGCCGAGACGCCGCAGCGAUGCUACAGUAACCUCUCACUCGCAUCCGCCUUCGCCUCCUCUCGACGCCGGCUAUGCACCUCCGCUCGACGAGUCAUUCGAAGGCUUCAAACAGGGUUUCCAGCCUGACAUUAGCUCAGACAUAUCGUCGAAGCAGGAUUCUGCCAACUUUCUCACUUACCUGACUCUGCUCUCGACCAAAGAAGACGAUUUGCUUCUUUCGGAUGUUGCGCCCGUCAUCUCCACCAAGCCGCGCGUCGCAGCCCAAGCGUUCUAUCACAUCCUCACUUUCGCCUCGCAGGGCGUCAUCGAUGUAUCUCAGUCGCAGGACAAAGAGAUCCACAUUGCUCUGCGAAGCCGUUCGUGA
Molecule: messenger RNA, 2379 nt
Organism: Mixia osmundae IAM 14324
Lineage: Eukaryota; Fungi; Basidiomycota; Mixiomycetes; Mixiales; Mixiaceae
Exons: 3
Coding region: 1-2379 (792 amino acids)
Biological process (GO): synaptonemal complex assembly; mitotic sister chromatid cohesion; replication-born double-strand break repair via sister chromatid exchange
Cellular component (GO): synaptonemal complex; cohesin complex
Molecular function (GO): chromatin binding; protein binding
Source: RefSeq, a predicted model, not a curated record